AUGGCCGAUACAGCACCUGCUCCGACAGCCGCGCCCGCGACUACCGGCGCCGCGGCGCCAGACGCAACGGCCACAGCUUCGAAUGCGCCUGCAGACCAGAAUGCCACGAAUCGCGGAUUACCAUAUUACGAGAAAUUGCGGCGCGAGCUCAGAGAUACAUUGCAGAAGAAGCGGUUAAUGGAUAAGAGCAUGGCCCAACUCGAAGACCAAAUCUUCCGCUUCGAACAAUCCUACCUCGAAGAAACAACCGCCGGAAACAUCAUCAGAGGUUUCGACAAUUACAUCAAAGGCUCAGCGAGCGGGUCGAGUCUCGGCGCCGCGGGUCUGGGUCUAGGCGGUAGCAUGGCUGGGAGACGGAAAGCCCAGGUGGCGGACACAGACCGUGUUUUCUCACGGAGUUCGGCGAGUUACAGGCUGGACUCGCCUGGUCCCUCGUCUGUACAAACUACGCCUUCGCAUGCGGCAACGCCGACGUCCACGACUGGUGGAAACGGUAUGUCGAUGAAGGGUGUGGAUCCGUUGUCCGGUUCUGUUGGGAUGAAGGGCUCGAAUGGCGCGGCGAAAAAUAAGAAGAAGGCGACGGGUGGGUCGAAGAAUACGAAGGGCAAGAAUCAGACUGAGGAUCUUUCGGAUGAGGAUAAACCUUCGGUUAAGCGGUUGAAGAUUAGCUAUGGGAGGGAUUAA
Messenger RNA from Penicillium bovifimosum, 684 nucleotides. RefSeq names its product chromatin modification-related protein EAF6/MEAF6. Gene Ontology annotation, cellular component: NuA4 histone acetyltransferase complex. The record is from RefSeq and is a predicted model, not a curated record. The coding region runs from base 1 to 684 and encodes 227 amino acids. NCBI's taxonomy places the organism in Eukaryota, Fungi, Ascomycota, Eurotiomycetes, Eurotiales, Aspergillaceae. The transcript is spliced from 3 exons.